CACACCGCCGCAGAUCGCAAACAGAAAAGAUGAAGUUGAGCGUGGCUACCCUCUCAGCUUUGGCUUCUUUGGCCACUGCAGUCCCUCAUCGGCGAAGUACUGCACAAUGGAACCAAAUUCGCUCGAAUAUCAAACAUGUUGUCUACCUGAUGUUGGAGAACCACUCGUUCGACAACAUUGCGGGUUACUGGGACUUCCACCCUGACAUUGACAACCUGCGCAACAUCGACUACUGCAACGAGUACACGAACCCCAACUGGACGGUCUGGGGCGAGCCGUUGAAUGUGUGCGCGGCGCCAUUUGAGACCGAGGUGCCUCUGACGGAUCCGGACCAUAAUUUUGCGGGCGUCACCUACGAGAUCUUCCGCAAGUGGAACGUUACCAAGGAUGAUGUCCCCAAUAUGGGCGGCUUCAUUGAGCGUCAGUCGGAAAAGUAUAGUGCCACGCCGGGCGAAUCCAGCUUCGUCAUCAAGGCCUACGACGAGAAGAAGACGGCCACGCUGGCAGAACUGGCCAAGAACUUUGCCUUUUGGGAUAGCUACCACGCCGAGCACCCCGGACCUACCAACCCCAAUCGUCAAUUUGCUACGUCUGGCUCCACCUGCGGCAUGGUCGACAACACCUACCAGGCUGCUGGCUGGUAUGCGAACUACACCGGUACCACGUGUGCCACCUCGAUCUUUGAGUCGCUCAGCAACAAGAACGUCACCUGGAAGAACUACUACGAGACCGACAUUGUCGAUGCGUACAUGUACAAGUGGGUGCAAGACAACGCCAUGGACCGCCUGGUCCACUCGGACCAGUUCUACCGCGACCUCGAGGAGGGUACCCUUCCGCAGUUCUCGUACUACAACCCGGAGUGCUGCACCAUCGAUUCAAUGCACCCGACCAGCAACAUGGCUUCGGGCGAGCAGUUGAUCAAGCAUCUGUACGAUGCGGUGCGCAAGUCCAAGUACUGGGACAACGUGCUGAUCGUCAUCAACUUCGACGAACAUGGUGGUUUCGCCGACCACGUCCCCACGCCCGUCAACAUCCCUGCCCCCGAGGAUGGCAUCACCUUCUCCGGGGAAUCGGACGGCCACAAUGUGACCUACGAUUACACCCGUCUGGGCGUUCGUGUCCCGGCCUUCCUCAUCUCCCCCUACAUCCCCGCCAACACCCUUAUCCACGACCAAGGCACCAGCUACGCCAAUAACUCAGCCUACACCCACACGUCGAUCCUGCACUUCCUGCAGGAGCUCUGGGGCUUGGACGGGCUCAACAACCGGGUGCAAUGGGCCAAGACGUUUGAAUAUGUGUUCAGCAGCACCAAGCGCGAGGAUACGCCGGAGAAGCUGACGACUCCGACCUGGUACGGGAGCAGCUGGGAGCCCAAGCCGGAUCCGUUCUACAAGCUGAACCAGGACUACGAUUAUUACGAGGAUAUGUAGAUAUGAGGUGAGCAUGUGAUGAGUAUAUAUGAGUUGGGGGAACGGAGUGACAUAAAAAGGAUAGGUCCGGAUGCAGCUGGGAAUAAUAUAUUG
Messenger RNA from Aspergillus saccharolyticus JOP 1030-1, 1523 nucleotides. RefSeq names its product phospholipase, PLC-D. Gene Ontology annotation, biological process: phospholipid catabolic process. NCBI's taxonomy places the organism in Eukaryota, Fungi, Ascomycota, Eurotiomycetes, Eurotiales, Aspergillaceae. The transcript has 7 exons. The record is from RefSeq and is a predicted model, not a curated record. Gene Ontology annotation, molecular function: hydrolase activity, acting on ester bonds. The coding region runs from base 30 to 1430 and encodes 466 amino acids.